Messenger RNA from Pogonomyrmex barbatus (red harvester ant), 2592 nucleotides. RefSeq lists its product as uncharacterized. Lineage: Eukaryota; Metazoa; Arthropoda; Insecta; Hymenoptera; Formicidae. The record is from RefSeq and is a predicted model, not a curated record.
GUGACGUCAAGUAUGAAUCAAUCCACGAUAUUAGAGCCAUCAAUGCCUCUGGAAUUUACUCAAUCUGGUUCUCCCGUCAGUAGCUCUAAUCAACAAUGUAUCGUUCUACCUAACAGCUCCAAUAACAAAGCUACGCAGGAGAACAUUAGUCAGCGAAACGAUGGAAAUCGCAUUAUGACGGAGCAAUUUCCUACGUUGGGUAAUUGGGUAGCGCGAAUGUCGAAGAAACAGGCCACCAAGUCAAAAUCUAAGUUGCAAUCUGGAAUAAGUUUACCAACCGCAUCAACAGCUGAGACCGCUCGCACCCCCGGACUGGAGACACAAAAGAUUCGCACAAGCGAACGAGCAUCAACUAACGUGACACGAAAUAAUAUAGUUAACGUUGCGCCGCAAUGGAAUACGGAAAGGUGGCAGCGACAGCAACAUCAGCAACGUCAACAACAGUUGUACGCAGCGGCAUCAUCGGCCGCACCUCCAGUGAGACCGGGCAUCUGUCCACCCAUUUCGGUCACUCAAUUCUAUUCACCAAAUUACGCAGUCGAUCCUUACGGCGGUGCAGCUUUCGGCUACCAUUCGACGAUUUGUCCCUACGGUGAUUAUCCCUGUCACUCCCGCCUGCAUCCUGCUGCACCGCCGAUAAGCGGCUAUCAAAUAGGUCCCCUGCAGGAUCCGCAUCCCUCUCCGCUCCGCCAGAUCUCCGCUCCGCAGCAUCUCGACAAGCGUUUUCCUGCGCAUCUGCAGGACACGGCGGCUCGCCACUUCACCGCGGAUCUGCUCAAGUACUCUGGUACAUUAUCAGCAGGCGGAUAUCAGCAUGCCACCGCUGCCGACUACGAUCGUCUAAGAACGGCGACAGCCGCCACGCAGAACGGCACCGCGUCGGCCUGCCUGCCGUCCUUGCUGUUACCGCCACCCCCGCCGUUGGCAGCAGCCUCCGCGCAGCAGACUUUGGCGCGUACUUCUUUGGCCGGUUAUCCCGCAAAUAAUGGUCAAUAUGGCAGAAAUAGGAUGAUCCCGGAUGUCGUUGCCGCGGCGGCGGCUGCUGCGGUGGUCGCGGCGGCUUCUUUUGGCCGGCAGCGCGGCACGCUACCAUCAUACGGAAGAAACGACCCGGAGAUGGUGUCCGGCAUCGGCGCCGUUAUGGACAACGAAUCCUCGCAACUGAUGACGGCGAAUAGAAUGGCGAACCGCGAACGUAUGCCGCAGGAACAGGCGCAAUCCGUCGGCGCCAUCAAUGUGGACUCGCGAAUGAACAACGGUGGUUAUCGUCAACUGCAGAAUCUGAUACUGGACAGACUACCUUACGUGAAGGCGGACGACGCUUAUUCUCAAUCGUCAACAACGAUCUUCGGCGAGAAUGCGCAGGAGACGGCGGUAGCGUCCUCGGUAUCUACGUCAAUGUACAAGCCCGCCACGAUCCUAACGUCUGGUGUCGCUAAGGAGUCUAUGCGGAAGGAAAGUCGUAACUGCGAAACUCCGCAUCUGGGCAAGAUAAAUCGCACCAUGGAGACUACGAGCAAUCUGGAGUGCUCAAACUGCGGCCUUACUGGCUCCAUGUUUAAAUGCCUUGGCUGCGAAGCGGCCUUCUAUUGUGAUGAGAGGUGCCAAACUCGUCAUUGGAGCAUCCACGUCGAGAAAUGCCCGAAGAGAAUGCCUAAGCUAAAGAAACUCGUCUGAAAAUUGUCACAGGAAUCACGAGAACCUGCAAAUAAAUUAAUAUUUACAUAUAAAGUAUCAAUUAACUUGAUGACCAAGAUAACAAGUAAAAAAAGAUGAACGAUGUUUGAAAUAAGAUGUUUUGAUAUUCGCGUAUUUUCACCGAUAAUUUUAUGUACUUCUAGUCGAUGUAUCAUAAAUCGUAACAAAUGCGAGUAUUAUUUCUUGCGAUAGCAUCGGAUUUACACGACGAAUGUGAUAAAGUGUGUCUGGUCGUAAGAUAAACGCUUACAGUAAUUUUAUAAUACUUUGUUCACGGUCUGUUCUGCUUUGUAAAUUAUGAAUCGCGAAAAUGAAGAAUUCAGCGCACCUCGCAUUAUAUCUUACUAUUGUGCGAUAAAUGGUGUAUGUAUUGUGCAAUAGCUAUAAUACGGAAAGUAUUACGCUCAUUGGUAUAUUACAUGUUUUAAUGUAACGGAUGUUACGAACGUGCUACCUCUCAUGUACCUUAUGUGUAGUUAUAAUUAGAUUCAACUGCAGUUUUGUUUUAAUAAAGCUUCUAGCUCUUCACAGCGCGAUCGCAUUGGAUUAUUAACAUCAAAGAAGACAAGAAACAAUAUGAAUUUUAUUACAAAUUAUAUGAAAAACUUUUAGUUUCUCACUAUCGAUGUUGUAUUCUACAUGACUGCAAUGAAGAGAUUUAUUUUGGUGAAAAAUAAUAAGUUAUUAUUAAAAAAAAAAUGUAUCAGAGAUAGCUAAUAAAGUACGAUCGUUUUUAUGAAUAUAUUUAAGAGUCGCGUACUUGUAAGGAAUAACGCUUAUAUCUUUGUUCCAAUGCUUCUUAAUUGUUAUACAUAAUUAUAAUCAAUUUUUUUGUACUUUUAUAACAAUUUGAAAAAAAAUUGCAACACCGCAGUUUUCUUGAAAUGGAUAAAU